AUACAUAUCUAAUUUGUUUACUUCUUUCUUUCAGAUCACCGCCAUUUUAUUGGUUAUGGUUGGUUCAACCAUUCAGGCAAUAUUUGGUGAUUUUCGACAAUUCGUAGACGAUCAUUUCCUUUCGCCACCAGCUCUUCUAAUAGCUAUUGGUUUCAUUUUGAUUUUUGUAGCCACAUUGGGGGCUUAUGGUGCCAUCAAGGAGAGUGUAAUGCUUAUUAAUUUGUAUGGUGUUUGUUUGUUGGUCUUUAUUUUGGAAGUCUCCGCCUCUAUUGCUGCCUUCGUUAUGCAAGGACAAGUACGUGAAAUGUUAGUGCGCACCCUUAAUCAAUCUAUGGCCGAUUAUGAGAAUAAUGAUUAUAUUCGGACUGGUGUGGAUUUCAUGCAAAGUGGUUUAGAGUGCUGCGGUGUUGAUGGUCCCAAGGAUUGGGCUAAAUAUAUGAAUCAGACCAGCAAUAAUGUGGAGGAUGAAGUUUCGGUACCUUAUUCCUGCUGCGGUCGCUUCAAUAUGCAAGAUAGUACCAAGUGUGAUUUACAAUACGAGAAUGGUUGUUUUGGUCGCAUGGAUUUCAUUAUUUCUCAAAGUACCAUGUUGAUCGCUACGGGUGCUACGACUGUGGCUUUUGUACAGCUUUUGGGUGCCAUUUGCGCCUUCAUGCUGGCCAAGACCUUGAGACGUAACAAGUCCAUACGCGAAGCUCGUCGCUGGCAAUUGCAACAAAGUUUGGGUGUUUUAAUAUCCGGUGGUAAGAUGGCUCCACCCAUGAACUCUCCCAUGAGCGGUUAUACCCAAUUGGAGAAAUCGGAGAAAUUCUUGGAAAAUGAUCCUAUGACCUAUACACCCAACAGUCCCAGUGUUAUAAAUUAAAAAAAAAAAAAACUUAAAUCACAAUUUCAAAUCAAAUUUCAAUAUUUUAAUUUUUAAUAAUUAUUUUUAAAAUAAUAUUUUAACAAUAAAUUGUAUUAUAAACAUUAA
Lucilia sericata (common green bottle fly) is the source of this 973-nucleotide messenger RNA. Its product is annotated as tetraspanin-6. The record is from RefSeq and is a predicted model, not a curated record. Lineage: Eukaryota; Metazoa; Arthropoda; Insecta; Diptera; Calliphoridae. Gene Ontology annotation, cellular component: membrane.